Molecule: messenger RNA, 1107 nt
Organism: Fraxinus pennsylvanica
Lineage: Eukaryota; Viridiplantae; Streptophyta; Magnoliopsida; Lamiales; Oleaceae
Source: the annotation of a GenBank genome assembly
AUGGCGAAUCAAUCCACAUCCCAUCCGAUUCUCUGUGCUUCUUUCAAUCAAGAUAACAGCUGCUUUGUAAUUGGAACGAAGGAUGGGUUCAGAAUCUUCAAUUGUAAUACUGGAAGACUCCUUUAUGAACGAGUUAUUGGGGCUUUUGUUAUUGCUGAAAUGCUAUACAGUUCGAAUCUUCUUGCCAUUGUUGGGGCUGGUGAACAGCCAUCUUUAUCACCACGGAGGUUAUGUUUGUUUAAUACCACGAGUGGAACUGCUUUCCGAGAACUCAACUUUUUGACUUCCAUCCUUGCAGUUCGAAUAAAUAGGAAAAGAUUGGUAGUUAUAUUGCUGGAAAAAACAUUUAUAUAUGAUAUUAACACUCUGGAAAUAAAGAGCACAAUUGAUACAGUGCCAAAUUCGAAAGGACUUUGUGCAUUUUCUGCAAGUUUGGAUGGUCCCUUCUUGGCUCUUCCAGCUAGUACUGUGAAAGGAUCUGCGUUGAUCUACAAUGUCAAGGAUCUACAUUCACACUGUGAGAUAGAUGCCCACCGCUCACCGUUGGCUGCCAUGGUUUUUUCUUCAAAUGGGAUGUAUAUGGCGACAGCAUCUGAACAGGGAACCAUUAUCCGAGUUCAUCUAGUUUCAGAAGCAACUAAGUCAUACAGUUUCCGUAGGGGUACAUACCCAUCAACUAUCUUUUCUCUGUCAUUUGGACCAUCGGCAGACCUUCCAGAUAUUCUCCUCGCAACAAGCUCGUCAGGAUCAACUCAUAUAUUUUCUCUGGGUUUUGAUCUGAACCAAAGAAGCAGGAAAUCAAGUAGUUUCCUCGGAUCAUUAAUGCCUAGAUCUGUUAGUGAUGCACUGGAUCCUGCUCAUCAUCAUAUAUUUCACAAUGCUUUUCCUGCUGGAGUCAGAAGCAAUGCAGUGCUACGCAAGAUAGAUAAAGUUAGUGAUACAUCAAUAUCAGGACCUAUAGCUUUAAGAGCCACCAUAUCCGUAAUUACAUAUGGUGGAUACUUUCAAGAAUAUGGCUUCAGAAUAAAUGACAGAAAUGAAGCUUCGUGGACCUUAGAACACGAGUUUAAUCUCUUGACAUCCACUGCAGAAAUAACUACAAAUUAG